Messenger RNA from Copidosoma floridanum, 2400 nucleotides. RefSeq names its product catalytic subunit 3A of the oligosaccharyltransferase complex (gene Stt3A). NCBI's taxonomy places the organism in Eukaryota, Metazoa, Arthropoda, Insecta, Hymenoptera, Encyrtidae. Gene Ontology annotation, biological process: post-translational protein modification. The record is from RefSeq and is a predicted model, not a curated record. Gene Ontology annotation, cellular component: membrane. Gene Ontology annotation, molecular function: dolichyl-diphosphooligosaccharide-protein glycotransferase activity.
AUGGGGGUUCUUUUGAAAACCAAAGGACUUCGCAUGUCCGCCCAGAAACAGGAGACUCUAUUGAAACUCACCGUUCUCUCCUGUGCUGCUAUUCUGUCUUUUGCGACGCGUUUGUUUUCCGUACUCAAGUUUGAAAGUGUCAUCCAUGAGUUUGAUCCAUACUUCAACUAUAGAACAACAAAGUUCUUGGCCGAAGAGGGUUUUUACAAUUUUUUGAACUGGUUUGACGAUCGAGUGUGGUAUCCGCUUGGCAGAAUCAUCGGAGGCACGAUAUAUCCAGGCUUGAUGGUUACUUCUGCAGCUUUUUACCAUUUGGCAUGGCUCUUAAACAUUACUAUAGAUAUCAGGAACGUCUGUGUCUUUCUUGCUCCGCUGUUUUCAAGUUUUACAACUAUUGUAACAUAUUUACUUACAAAGGAAUUGAAAGAUUCGGCGUCAGGACUGUUUGCAGCAGCUAUGAUUGCCAUAGUCCCAGGUUACAUUUCCAGAUCAGUGGCAGGAUCAUAUGAUAACGAAGGGAUCGCGAUUUUCUGUAUGUUGUUCACCUAUUACAUGUGGAUAAAGGCUGUGAAAACAGGAACGAUUUUCUGGGCUACGUGUACAGCUCUUGCCUACUUUUACAUGGUGUCGUCCUGGGGUGGAUACGUCUUUUUGAUUAAUUUGAUUCCCUUACACGUUUUAACUCUGAUGGUCACAGGGCGAUUCUCUCACAGAAUUUACGUGGCCUACAGCAUUUUAUACUGCCUUGGAACAAUAUUUUCCAUGCAGAUACCGUUUGUCGGAUUCCAGCCUGUUCAGAGCUCUGAGCACAUGCUUGCAUUCUUAGUUUUUGGCAUGUGCCAGAUCCACGCCUUUGUCGACUACCUCCGUAGCAAAUUAACUUCGCACGACUUUGAAGUGCUCUUCCAAGGGCUCGUCAUUUCAACGGUGAUCGUGUCCGUCGUCAUUGGUACUAUUUUAACUAUUACCGGCAAAAUUUCUCCAUGGACUGGAAGAUUCUAUUCCCUCUUGGAUCCAUCCUAUGCCAAGAAUCACAUUCCAAUCAUCGCGUCCGUCUCGGAGCACCAGCCGACCUCUUGGAGCUCUUUUUACUUUGAUUUACAGAUUUUAGUCUUCCUAUUCCCUGCAGGAUUAUACUUUUGCUUUUCUAAGCUGACUGAUUCAAAUAUAUUUUUGAUUCUUUAUGGAGCCACGAGUCUUUACUUCGCUGGUGUGAUGGUGAGAUUGAUGUUGGUGCUGGCGCCUGUAAUGUGCAUUUUGGGAGGAAUUGGUGCUUCUUCUUUACUUCUUAAAUACAUGAAAGACAUGGACAGUACGAAAGUCGUCGAUAAGAAAGCUAAGAAAUUUGAAAGCAACUAUGUUCUGAGGAGCCAGAUUGCAACGUUGUUUGUCGUCGUGAUGUGCAUUCUUUUCUUCUCGUACACUUACCAUUGCACAUGGGUUACUGUUGAAGCUUACAGUUCACCCAGUAUUGUACUAUCAGCCAGAUCUCCGGAUGGUGGCAGGAUGAUUUUUGAUGAUUUUAGAGAAGCCUACUACUGGCUUCGUAUGAAUACUCCCGAGGAUGCAAAAGUGAUGUCUUGGUGGGAUUAUGGGUAUCAAAUAACGGCAAUGGCAAAUCGAACGAUAUUAGUAGACAAUAAUACGUGGAAUAAUACGCAUAUAUCUAGGGUAGGACAAGCGAUGGCAAGCAGUGAAGAAAAGUCUUAUGAAAUCAUGAGAGAACUCGAUGUUAACUACGUUCUAGUUAUCUUUGGUGGACUGACAGGAUACUCAUCAGAUGAUCUUAACAAAUUCUUGUGGAUGGUGAGAAUCGCGGGAAGUACGGAGAAGGGAAAGUCGAUAUCGGAGUGGGACUAUUACAAUCCCGCUGGUGAAUUCCGAGUCGACAAGGAGGGAACUCCCACGCUACUUAACUGUCUAAUGUACAAAAUGUGCUACUACAAAUUCGGCCAGGUUUACACUGAACAAGGUAAACGAUCUGGUUACGAUCGUGUGAGGAACAUGGAAAUCGGUAACAAGGACUUUGAACUCACUACCCUUGAGGAGGCCUACACGACGGAGCACUGGCUUGUUCGUAUUUAUAAAGUGAAAGACUUGAGGAAUCGAGGCAACUGACGAUUAUUUACAAGUUCCUUGCAACGACAAUUCACGAGACAUUGAUUCUUCUCGGACUUCUCAGUGAGAUAAAGAAAAAAAAUAGACGGAAAAAAACCAUAAGAUUUGUAUAACAUUUUUUUAAUGAUAAAAAAAGCGCAAACAGUGUGGAAUGUUUUUACUCGAUUUUAUAGAAAACUGUUGUCCAACGCACCAUGUACACAAAUGUAUCAACAGAUGUGAGAACUUUUUUCAAAGACAGAAAAAAUAUAUUACUUAUUACUUUUUCAUCAAAGUUUUUCC